AGCAUUAAGAUUUAUUUCUUUUGAUACUGUUUGGAUUUUUUACUGUAAGGAUUAUUUCAUUUGAACCUGAUUUGGAUUUACGAGGAUAUUUAAAACGAUCAAAAUCAAACAUGGAAGAAAGCUUACAGCAAGAAGCACUCUUGCGCCACCUUCUGUUAAAAAGAACUAGCACAGCUGAGGAUGAAUAUACCUACACAUUCCUGCUCGGUUCACGACUCUUUCAAUCACCCGACGAAAUACUCAACAAGCUUAGCACCUACGCAAAAUUGACCUCGGAUUCCAGCGCGCUCGCGACGGGAAACGCGUGCUCGAAAUGCCGCCAAGUUCACUCCACUCCACGAGGGGCCACCGGAGUGCAAGGCACCGACUUCCGGAUGCACAAACAAGCAACGACGAGCCAGGAAACACAACUUUCGGAAACCCUUAUCGUGGACGGCGAGGAGACCAUACGACGCCGCAGACGAGGUAGAAGGCGAACGCAAGUUGAAGCCGAAUCAUCCAAGCCAUUGGCUGUCGCGAACCUUUUGGCUGUUGAUUGUUCAUCGACAGUUUCCAGAGACUCUGGAAUUCUUUCCGCUGUUCUAGAACUCGAUGAGCUCGACAAUACGAACAACAACACUCAAUUGUUGCGUAGUAUGUCAACGCACACCGACGAAGUUGACUCUUCGUUGCCACCUAGCGACGACAGCGGUUACAUACUCGACGAGAGCGACGACGCAGUACAGUGCACCGCAUGCCAUGCUAUGACAUCAACAAUUGAACCGGGCUUUGACGCGAAGCAAAGGCUAGUGAUGGUUCUUCAUGACUGGGUGCAGCAUUUUCCUACCGAUUUCAAAAACAAACAAACAAGAGCUUCGCUCUCAGAAGUGGUGGAGCAACUUCAAAAUCAGGAUGAGAACCUUAGCGAACUCUGCAGCCAAGUGAUGGGAAGUUUAAGUCAACACACUGUUGUGCAAGAGAGCUAUGAACGUCAAUUGUCUGACUCUGAUUUGGAACAUGAGUUACAGAAGACAGUCAACUACAGAAAGUCAAGAGAUGCCAUGAUCUCAGUGUUACUCGCAAUUAGGGAUGCAACAGACGUGAACGAAAUGGCCCAACAGAUGUGCAUCAUUGAGAUGGAGUUUUUAAAGCAUGUUGGAGCUGAUGAGUUUCUUCAGAUGUUUGCAGCAGAUGCUUCACAAUCUAAGACUAAUCUUGGGGCUUGUGUGAGAUGGUUUAACAGAUUAAGCAGACUUGUUGGGACCAUCAUACUAAUGUGUCGUAAAAGAAAACAUGCACGUCAUGUUAUCACCAUGUUCGCAAGAAUAGCAAACAGAUGUUUUGAGCUUUCCAAUUUUAACUCUGCAAUGGCAAUCUUGUCUGGACUCAGCCUUGGAUCUGUUACCAGGCUGAAGAAAACAUGGAAUAAAUUGAAGCUGUCUGAACUUCAUCAACUACAGAAUGCUUUUGAUCCCACCAACAACUUCCAGCAGUACAGAAGCAUCCACUCAUCCCGUGUCAAAGCACUCCACCCUAUGACAUCAUUCGAUGAUGAUGUCAGACAGGAUGCGGCAAAUCGACUGUCAAUCAUUUCUCAAAGAUCAAUAGCUUCAGUUACAUCCUGCUGCUCUCAACAUGGAGACUCUGGGAUUGAGUUUGAUCACGAUACAUCUCCAUCUUCUGUCUUCCUGAGUUCUCCAGAACCCAUGACAUCACCAACGAUGACAUCACCGAUGAUGUCAUCACCCACCACUAGAACUCCAGCAACACCAUCCCAUAAAAAGCGUUUCAAAUUUGAUACCAAAUCAAUCCAACAACAGGAAGGGGUGAUGGUGCCAUUCCUUGUGUUGCUAGUUAAAGAUGUUUAUUUCCUUAACCACGCAAUACCUACUGUUCAAAGUGAUGGGACAAUAAACUUUGAGAAAUUAAGAAAACUUGCUGAAAUUUUGCGGCCACUUGAAUCAUGGAAGAAAAUGUCAUCUUCUUACCCGAAGAAAGAUGAAUUACACAGCUUUCUUCUUCAUUCCCCAGUAUUAGAGGAUUCAGAUUUGUACCUGCUUUCAUACAAAAGAGAAGCACCGACCAACAGAUUUGAGAAACAGCAACUGAAGACUUUAAAAUUUGCUCAAGAAAUGAAGAAACGUCAAGAAACUAUGGCCAGCAAAAGUUUAAGACGCAAAACUUUCUGAAGAGGCUAAAUUGACAUUGGCAUUAUAAUGCCUUGCAGUUAUGAACGCCAAGAGAGACACAGAAAGAAGAAUCAAUCAAUAGAAAGCAAACUGAAUGAUUACUUACUACUGUUCAGUCGUUUACUUCCAAUUUUAUAGAGUAGUGUUAUAGUUAGUCUUCCCGCUAGGUAUUCUGUUGUAGAACUCGACUUGAGUCCAGUUUCUGGGCUUUCCAAUUAAUACAUUCCAAUCUUAGAUCAGUUUUGACUUAGUAUUUCCACAGCACUAUGUGAUUUAGAUUUAAGACCCACUUGUUUUGUAAACUUGUUGGUAAUUUUGAAUAUUCCUUUUUUUGAUUUUUGAUAUUUAACACUGAUCGUGCGACGUUCCUUAAAGUUUAUAUGGCCCUAGGCUUUUGUAAAAUCGCAUAUUUUUAUAUCAAGCUUUAUAGCGCAAAAUGCUGUGUGAAUUCGUUACUGCCACUUGUUCGCUUUUUAUUGUAAUUGCCUUGUUUCAACUGUAGAUUUGCGCCAAAUUCAUGUCAAGUUCAAAUUAUAUUGAGCCAUUGUUCGCAUAGGUUCAGUCACCGAUGUGGAACAAAUAAUUCGCUUAAACGUAAAUAAAGGUGAUGCUUAUUACA
This is a messenger RNA of Ciona intestinalis (vase tunicate), 2787 nucleotides long. Its product is annotated as ras-GEF domain-containing family member 1B. Gene Ontology annotation, biological process: Ras protein signal transduction. Gene Ontology annotation, cellular component: plasma membrane. Lineage: Eukaryota; Metazoa; Chordata; Ascidiacea; Phlebobranchia; Cionidae. The record is from RefSeq and is a predicted model, not a curated record. Gene Ontology annotation, molecular function: guanyl-nucleotide exchange factor activity.